This is a messenger RNA of Anas platyrhynchos (mallard), 3500 nucleotides long. It is a transcript of the gene NAAA, whose product is annotated as N-acylethanolamine acid amidase. Gene Ontology annotation, molecular function: fatty acid amide hydrolase activity. The record is from RefSeq and is a predicted model, not a curated record. Lineage: Eukaryota; Metazoa; Chordata; Aves; Anseriformes; Anatidae. Gene Ontology annotation, cellular component: lysosome. Gene Ontology annotation, biological process: fatty acid metabolic process.
AGCCGCCCCUCGGGGGCGUGGGGCUGCGGGCACGGCGGGGGCCGCUGCGGCCGCUGCAGGCAGCAUGGGGCGGGCAGCGGCGUGGGGCUCCCGGCUGCUGCUGGUGGUGGUCGUGGUGGUGGUGGUGCUGUGCGGGACAGCGGCGGCGGGGGGCCCCGGGACGGCCCCGCUGCUGUGCAAUGUGAGCCUGGACAGCCCCGCCGAGGAGCGGUGGCUGCCGGUGCUGAGGCACUUCGAGCCCGCCUUCCUGCGCGCCGCCGUCGCCCGGGUCAUCGAUGAAACCGUGCCAAAAUGGGUCCACGAAGUUAUUCAGCCAAUUGCGGCAGAGCUGGAGUCCUUCAUGCCGCAGCCCUUCGCAGGGGAAAUCCUGGGGCUGUGCAAAGCCCUGGGAAUCAGUUUGGGUGACGGAGUUCUGCUUAACUUCGCCUAUGAAUCCACCGCGUUCUGUACUAGUAUUGUCGCUCAGGAUGAAAAAGGAAACAUUUACCAUGGUCGGAACCUGGAUUAUGACUUUGUAGAUAUAUUAAGUAAAAUUACAAUUGAUGUGCAGUUUAUAAAAAGUGGACAGAUAGCAUAUCAAGGAACCACAUUUCUUGGUUACGUAGGCUUAUGGACUGGACAAAGUCCACACAAGUUCACAGUCUCUGGUGAUGAACGAGCGGGUGGUAGCUGGUGGGAAAAUGCAAUAGCUGCUUUUCUGAAUCGAAAUUACCCUGUCAGCUGGCUCGUCCGAGAUACCCUGAGCAGAGCAGAGGACUUUCAGUCAGCUGUUCUCAGACUAGCUGGCAUUCCCAUCAUUGCUGAAGUUUACUAUAUUGUAGGAGGUGUAUCACCCAAAGAAGGCAUGGUCAUAACGAGGAAUAGAAGAGGGCCAGCUGACCUCUGGCCUCUUGAUCCUUUAAGUGGAGCGUGGUUUCGUGUGGAGACAAAUUAUGACCAUUGGACUACCCCUCCUCCUUUUGACGACCGAAGAACUCCAGCCAUGAAAGCUCUCAAUGCUACUGGACAGCAGAAUAUCAAUUUUGAUACGCUCUUUCAGGUGUUGUCAGUGAAGCCAGUCUUAAAUGAUAACACAGUGUAUACCACAGUAAUGAGUGCUGCAUUUCCAGAGAAGUACCAGACAUGGAUUAGAACUAUGAAGUGAAGAGGUCAGACCAAACUGGCGAAAAGCUGAAGCUUUCCAAGACCAGCAUAAGCUUUUAAAAUCACACUCAAAUGCAGAACAGUUGUUUUGGCUUACUAAUUGUGCAAACCAUUCAGGAAAUAAUGACUUGUUAGUUCUUUGAAGUGUUGCAGAUGAUACUGUUAAUGAACUGUAAAGGAAGAUUGAUUUUAUUUUAAUUAUAUUCAUGUUCUAGCAGCUGUUGAUGACUAAAAACUGUUUUUUUAUUGUUUUUGGAAAGAGUUGUGCAAUUUGAUUGUACUCAUGUACUUACUAAUAAAUAAAAACUAAAUAUAUUUUGUGUGGGAUGUAGGUCUGAACAUAAUUAAAUAAAUAUACACAGCUGAUUGCUUGAUUUAUGAAGACCUGUGGUGAUAAUACCACUGUCAUCAUCUGUUUCUGACUUGUAUGGGGCCUGUGAAUGUGAGCCCAGCAGGGUCAGGUGCUGUGCCAAGCAAGAAUUGGCCUGAGUGCUGGGGAAGCUGGAAGAGUUAGAGAACAGGGUUGCUGCAGGUCGUGAGACUGUCUCAGCCUUUGUUCAGCUGCAUCACCGUGGCCAUCCUGUCCUGAGGCACUCCGUAGAUCUUCCUCAAGACAAAAGUUACUGCAUCAGUGCAAAGGAACAUGACUACACGGUGUGAAUACCACUGCAGGCAGUAUCUUUUCUCUUCAGCUAUGGUUCUCCAGUGCACAAGUUCUUCAGCUGUUUUUAUUAGGCUUAUGCAAGAUUACUGAGAGGCAUGUAGUCUUAAGAUGGUUCCCAGGUAAUAUGGAAAGCACUUGACUUAUAGCAGUAGAUAAGGUAGUGGACCAUAAACAGAUUUUCAGUCUGUCUAAGGACUGUAUUUAGUAUAAAGUGAGGAAAUAUGGCUACUCAUCAGAAAUCAGGAGUUAUUUAAGGAGAUGUGAUGAUACAGACUUCUUCCUCACAAUAGAUGAUAGAAGUUUGUGAUGGAAUAGUUGUGAGAUUAGAAAAUGGAUUGUUUUCCUUUUUAAUAUUUGAAAGCUGUCUUCAAUAGAAACUUUACAACUCCCUUUUCUAGUGCAGAGGUGGUUUUUUGUUUUGUUUUGCCUAGUUGUGCUGUGACUGUGUACUGUGAAUUAGGCACUUCUUGCAAGCACCCGAGAAAUACAGGAUUUAAGGAGUCAAGAGCAAUGGAUACCUUCACAUAAAGCGCAGAGGUCUGGAUCUUUACCAGACAAAAUUCAGGGGAGUGCCUGUGAAAAUUUUACCUAGAAGAAGGUAUGAUUGUAGCACUAGGUGAGAGAGCCAUUUCCAGAUAUAUGCAAUGCUAUCUGCAGUGCUGGUGUGCCGGUUAUGCAAACUGUUCCCAAGUGAGCCUUCUGGAGAUGUGGUCCCUUUAUCUCCUUGCGCUGAGUCUGGCUAAGUGUCGUAACCUACUUACCUGCAUCCUCUACUUCUGCCUGGAUAAAUGAGCUGCCAGCUUUGCCUUGACCCAGUUUGUAUAAUGAUGUUAGUAGUCAUAUACCAGAACUGAUAAAGCUGAAAAAUUGAGGUUUUCUGGAAGAGGAUGUGAAUAAUGGAAAUUACAAUAUCUUUGAGAUAUCAGGAUGAUGUUGCUUUAAUCCACAGAGCAGACACUGACUCCUCAUUCCACCAGGUUUUCCUUAUGUAACUGCCACCCACAAGUAAAGGCAAAACAAUCCUCACAGGAAUAAUUUUGCAUAGCCUUCUUGACCUCAGCAGUGUUAGGCUGAUUAUCUUCUGCCAGCGGUGUGCCCAGAUUCUCAGUCCUUUAUAAAAUGAAUCAAACAUGUUUGCUUCCAAGUGUACAAACAGAUCUGGAGUGUGUAAAUAUUUGGUAUCCAUGAGUAUUCAGCAAACAGUUGUCCACUCCUGUAUUGUCUCUUCAGCUGAUCAGAAAGUGGUAAGGCUCAGUCACAGAACAUAUUAGUGAAAAAAAAAAAUGUUUUUUGAAUUUUAAGUGGGAGACUAGAUUUGAAAUAAUCUAUUUUGUUUUCCUUUUGUUCCUUUAAAAUAUUUUCUGAAAGCCUUGCAUUUUAUCAGUUUAUAAACAAACAUUCAGACACUCUGCCAAUAAAAUGAAGCCUUUAUGCCUAUAUAGAUAUAGGUAUAUGUAUUUUGCUAAGCAGAAGGAUAUGUAUAACUUUCUGGUCUUAGUUUAAUUACAUGCUAAAAAAUAUAAACGAAGUGUUAAACAACAUAUAUUACAAACAAGAUAAUCUGUGAAACGUGUUGAGCUUCUUUUGUCUAAGAAUUGAAAUCUGAUAAAAAUGCAGAAAGGUUUUUAAACAGUUUAAAUAAAACAAUGCUGGAUAUAUAAGGAAACAAUAAAUGUAGUACUGGUUGUUUUGA